AUGACUAUUGCGGAACAACAGCUCCAACUGCCUCUAGAGGCAGGGAUGGGUAGUCCCAAUUUAAUGUCUGCUGCCACGCCCUGUCAAGAUUGCACUAGUCCCUUCGAUCCUAUUCUUGGACAGAAGAGAAAGGGAAUCACGCUACCGAUCCCAAAACGAAUGGUUCAAGCAGAGCUUGUUCAAAAUGUAAUUCUUUCCUGGGCAGUGUUACAGGCACAGCAUGAGGGACAAAACCAGGUCAUGUUCAAUGCUCACAUCCCGGCGGACGUGUUCCUAUCGGCGAGCAAGAAAAUGGACGAAGAUCUAUCGCGUGAGUCGUCUGUUGUAGCUCUGGCUUUGGACUUGGAAAUUCUGCCAGAAAUGAUCACUUCAGAAGCUUUGCUUUAUCUUCAAGAGGAGAUCAGGUUGUCGAGUCAAAUGGAAGACGCAAAGCUCGAACGUUUCACAUCUGCCAAGACGGUCCUUUGGCUAGAUAAUGGAAAGAUUCCUAUCAGCAAAGCUACCAUAGUGGAACUGUGCAAACGUUAUAACUUUCUGGUUCUAUUUUCUUUCGGGGGUGAUUCAUGCCAACUCUGCGUUCUCCCCGGCACAAUACCGAAAUCCAACAUCGACCCGUCGCGGAUUGAGAAUCAAAUCGCCCAUAUAUUUCAGAAUAUUCUUGAUCAAGAAGAUUUACCCAUCCGUAACAUCAUGACGCUGAGCCCGUUGGAUUGGAAGGAACUUCUAGAUCGAAAUGCAAAGGUCCCGUCACGAGUAGAUGAAUGUGUGCACGACGUUAUUCGGCAACAGUGUCUCCAGCGACCGCGCGCACCGGCCGUUACCUCACACGAAGGACAGGUUACCUACCAGGAGCUUUUGAAUCUCGCUUCCCGUGUAGCCAAAGCCUUGCAAGACCGAGGAGUUGGUCCGGAGACGUUUGUGCCACUGUGUUUCCCCAAGACCUAUUGGGCAAUGAUAUCAGUACUUGGCGUGAUGAUGGCCGGGGGGGCCUUUGUACUCCUAGAGACAGCUUAUCCACUCCCACGUUUGAUGGAAAUAUGCCAGACAUUGGAGCCACGGGUCGUUCUCUGCAUCAGAAGUACCUCUGAUCUAGCUCAGCAUUUGGCCCCAGAUGUGCUGAUACUAGACAACGAGGAAAGCCUGCCUUCGGACACAGAAGCAACCUCGUUUCACGCUCCUUCUGUGAGUCCAUCAAAUGCUAUCUACGCAGCUUUCACAUCUGGAUCGACUGGGAGUCCAAAAGGUGUCGUCAUUCAGCAUCUCGCGUAUUCUAGCGCAGCCCGGACUCAUAUCGAGAAAUUUCACAUGAAUACACAGUCUCGAGUUCUGCAGUUUGCCUCAUACGCAUUUGAUAUAGCUCUGCUCAAGAUACUCAGCACAUUGAUGGUUGGCGGCUGUUUGUGCGUACUGGGAGACGCGCAACGGACGGAUUCGUUUGUGGAGUCGGCUCGGGCUAUGCGUCCAUCCCAUGCCUUUUUAACCCCAUCCUUUAUCCGAACACUGACACCGGAGGAUUUUAAUCUAAUCGGCAUCCACACACUCGUUCUCAUCGGCGAAAAGGUCACCUCUACGCACUUGAUGUCCUGUCCCAAGGAGGUGCGGGUGAUCAACGGGUAUGGUCCGGCUGAAUGUACGCCCAUCACGACAAUCUAUCCCAAUCUCCGAGAGGCUGCCGAUCCAUCAAAUGUUGGCUGGUCACAGUGCUCUGCUUGUUGGAUUGUUGAUCCUCGGGAUCAUAAUCGAUUGGCCCCAAUUGGGGCCAUUGGAGAGCUGCUCAUCGAGGGUUGGAAUGUUGGACGAGGAUACUUGAAAGACGUGGCUAAAACGGAGGCCGCAUUUAUCACCUCUCCCAAGUGGCUUGUUUCCAUACGAGGUCCAGGUAACACGUUGCCUCUCUAUAAAACAGGUGAUUUGGUGCAACAACUACCGGACGGAUCCCUAUUGUGUGUCGGCAGAAAGGGAACCCAGGUGAAACUUCGUGGCCAGAGACUAGAGUUAUCAGAAGUCGAAACGCAUUGUCGACACCAUUUUCCACAAGCUAUUGAGCUCGUGGCUGAUGUGACAAGCAUUGAUGGAAACUCUGAGAAUGCCUUUCUCGUACUUGUGGUGGUGAUACGGACCAAAUUCAAUCGCGACGAUGUUAUCCUACCACCAACCGAUGACUUUGUCGAAUUGGCACACUCAGCCAAGAAGGAACUCAAACGCACUCUCCCAAGCUACAUGGUGCCGACCAUCAUUUUGCCCUCUGCGGGGCUCCCUAAGAACGUUAGCAAAAAGAUGGAUCGGCAGCAGCUGCGACGGUGUAUCGCAAGACUAUCGCAACAUGAAUUCAGGGGCUACCAAUUGUUCACUUCAUCGAGUUCAAGCUCUGGUAUCCUCUAUGGUAUAGAAGGGACUUUGCAAGAUAUAUGGUCCAGGGAGCUCCAUAUCGCACGGGAACUUAUUGGACCAAACGACAAUUUCUUCAUCCUGGGUGGUAAUUCCAUCUCUGCCAUGAGAGUGGCUUCAACCGCUCGAUCCCAUAACCUAUCACUGGUGGCAUCAGACCUUCUAUCCUAUCCCACAUUAUCAUCUCUUGCCAGAUAUGCCAGUCCGGUCCAGGAAAUCGUAUUUGACAGAACACCAUUUUCCCUGCUGAAGGCAUCGGUUAUUUGCCUGGAUCAUUUCUACGCCGAGCUACGUGCGAACGGUGUUAUUCCCAAUCGUGCCAAGGUCGUGGAUGCAGCACCUUUGACUAAUUAUCAGGGCGAAAUGCUGGACACCAAUGGACUGGACAGCUUCAUGUUCAUCUAUCAUGGAACAGUAAAUCAAGAAAGACUAAGAGAGGCGUGCCAGACAGUAUGGAAUCUUUAUCCAAUGCUCAGGACGGUGUUUGUUCCCAUGGGGAAUAUAUUUGUUCAAAUUGUUAUUUCCGAUGUUGACCUUCCCUUCCACACUAUCGAGACAAACGAGGAUGUGGAAUCGGUGACCAAAUCCCACGCCAAGGAAUUAUGUCAACGAUCCUCUCUUGGGCAUCUUGGUGUAUCAUUCACCCUUGUAUCAGCCCCGGAUCGUGUGCAGCAUGGAUUUAUUAUCACACUAUCCCACCUUCAGUAUGAUGGCAUCUCGAUGCACUUUAUCGCCAACGAUAUCUCAAUGGCCUAUUGUGGACAGACCCCAGCUCCUCGCCUGAAUUAUAUCGACUACCUGUAUUUCCGCGCCCAGUAUCGUCUCGAUCAUGCUUUCUCAUCUUGGAAGGAAUAUCUACAAGACGCGCCAGUCAACCGCCUUCUCGAGAAAUAUCAUGUGGAGGACCCCAAUCCUCCAAUGGGCAUGGCAUGGUGCCCCACUCAGCAGGAGACUAUUCGCAUACCUUCCUACUCAAAGGAGCUCACCCUGGCCACACUAGUUCGUGCAGCGUGGUCUAUUGCUCUGGGUGAACGCUACCGGGAAUCGGACAUUUUGUUUCAACAAACAGUCCAUGGCCGGGAUUCUCCUCUCACCAAUGUGGACCAGAUUUUCGGCCCAUGCAUCAACAAGAUCCCAUUCCGCAUCAUUAUCGAUCCAAGCAAGACCGUACAGCAAUUUCUUACUGAGGUACAGGAUCAGCAAGCCAAGGCUCUACGAUACGACUAUUUAGACAUGCCCGACAUCCUCCAGCGGUGUACAUCAUGGCCAGCAGAUACCCGCAUGGCGUGGCAUUUGCUGCAUCAAAAUUUCGAUGCGGCAUGGAAGUGUCCUUUAGACGGCGUGGAUGCUCAAGGACAGGAGAUCUUUGAUGGCCAUCCUCCCAAGUCUGAGUCUGGCCUAGGUAUCUGCACGGUGGAGGGAAACAGCCUGCAUCUGGUGGUGGUCGAGAUUAGUACGCCAGACAAUGUGGGUCCACCUCGAGCGUUAGUGCGGCGGUGGGCGAAGCUGGUGGACGUGCUCUCCGUCUCUUUGCAUAUUCCGCUGCAGAAAUUGGUCUCGAUUUGA
This is a messenger RNA of Penicillium odoratum, 3954 nucleotides long. RefSeq names its product non-ribosomal peptide synthetase. The record is from RefSeq and is a predicted model, not a curated record. Gene Ontology annotation, biological process: secondary metabolite biosynthetic process; amino acid activation for nonribosomal peptide biosynthetic process. The transcript is spliced from 2 exons. Gene Ontology annotation, cellular component: cytoplasm. Gene Ontology annotation, molecular function: catalytic activity; phosphopantetheine binding. Lineage: Eukaryota; Fungi; Ascomycota; Eurotiomycetes; Eurotiales; Aspergillaceae. Bases 1 to 3954 code for a protein of 1317 amino acids.